GGUGAUGAACAGGUGGGGCUUUCCUUGCUUCCUUCUUUUCCUUUCCUUGUUUUGCUUUUUUCCGCCUUUGCGCUCCGAUUCACAGUGUGACAAUAUAUAUGGCAGCCCCCUGAAAUGUGGCUGGCCAGUCCUUAUGUCGACUUGGACUGAGCCUCUAUUCAUCCCAGCCUCUGCUUCCUUUGGCUUGACUUGGGCCCUCCGACCUGGUACCACAUGCCCACGGCCUGCUUGCUUCAGAAUGUCAAGGCCUGGCUGAUUGGGGAGUUGACGGCGGCAGUUGCUGCAGACGGCACUCUCUCAGAGGAACAGUUGAAGGAAUUCCAAGUAGCACGAGAGAAGGGGUUGGCCGAGCUAUUGAAAGCGAGGCUUCAACCUUGGGUUGAUGGCGAUAAGCAGAAGUUUAUUGAGGAGGCACAAGCUGAAAUGGCAGGUCUACUCAUUGAGCCAUUUGGUAUAGAAAUACUUCAGUGUGUUGGUUAUGUGUAUCAGCACAAGGCCAACAUGCUCCUUGGCUUGCACCAUAGCCAUCUGAAGCUGCCCGGUCACAUCGCUUCGUUGAGGCAACAAGGCCACACUUUCUUGAGAAGAGUCCGGGCUCAAGUUGCUGUCGCCAAGGCGGCAGAGUUCACAGAACGAUAUGAAAGGGAGCGCCAGAGUGCCAAUAAUUCAUCCUUGAAUGAGGAAGGCUUCCCUCUCUUUAUCAACAGCUUGUGGGCGGUGAGUGUGCUGGACAUCGAAAGCACGCUGCGGCAUGUUGUCACACUCGUUGUGGUGGACGAGUCGGUCCCUAAGGAUGUCAGAGCGGCGAGAGCGAAGGGCAUUGCGGUCCUGGGCAAAAUUUUUCAAGAAGCGUGUGCUGGUACCCGGUCCAUUGGGUUCAAGGGCCGAUUCGCUGGGUGGCUAACUCCUGCUAUUGCCAAAGCAGGGGAGAAUGAGGGGGGGGGGGGGGGGGUAGAUGGGUGGGUGGAGGCGGCAGCAGGGCAGGCUCGUCACGCUGCUGAACCAGUUGCGGCUUCGGACAAGAUGCGACUCGCCACGCUGGCGAACCGGGAUUACUGUUUAAAGUCAUUGCCACUGCAGACAGACGAGUGAUGGCGGGAGGACCGUCCAGGCAUGGCCACUGCAGACAGACGAGCGAUGGCGAGCAGCAGAUCGUAGUUUGCAGUUUGCGGACAGACGAGCAAUGGCGGUUGGCGAACUUGGUGGGGGACCGUGCAGCAUAAUAAGUAUGGUCGUCUGUUGAAGUCCUCGUCUGGCGCUUGUGCAAACGUGCAUGGCUGUGGAAGUGUGGGUCGGGACCCUUGAUGUUGGGGGGAGUGGGGGGGGAGGGAAGGGAAGGGCGGUGGGUAGGUACAGAGGGAGAGGAAGGGAUAGGGUGAGAUGGGGUGGUAAUGAUGCUUGUUGGGGUCAUGCACCCCCUCUUAGUGAUGGACAGGAGCAGACAGUGACAGAUUAUUUUCUAAAUUUCCUCCGAAAAAGGGCCAUGUUCCAGCUGGUCAUGCGUCCAUGCUCAGUAAGCCAUGAAUCCGGUUGCGAUACUGAACAGGUUCGUGCGAACACAGUACUAUAAGCAUGGCACCAGCCGUCAGGGCUUGGCCCUAAGACACGGGCCAGGGUAGCAACUUCAAGGGGUUAGGGUUUAUCCAACGUCGGCGAGGACAGCGGCACAGUGCAGGGCGCAGGGCGCCUCUCUCUAGGACAGAGAUGGGAGAAUCAAGCCCUUGGGAUUCGGCAAGGGGAGGGGUUUUCCCCUCUGCAUGCGUUGGUUUCCCUGCGCACAGAGAUCGGGAGCACCAUGGCCGUUGAAAAUUUGUAUGUUCUUUUUUCUUAUGCAGCAACUAAAUAAUAAGGCAAUGUGUCGACGAGCACGCACAGUAAGUUCGAAGUUUGUGAUCGGUGCUUCGUCCAGGGCGCCGAUUUGUUUCUUUCUCGACAAUUGUGCGGUCGCCAAACACGCUGAGGGGGCAUGCUCCCACUAAGACGUUUCCGAGGGUGACUAAGAUCUGGCGGUGACUACGCGGUGAGGCAUCCAGGUGAGCUCCACUAGUUUGGCGAUGUCCUUAGUGGCUAUGUAAGUGUAACGAUUUGGUUGAAAUCCCCUGAGGGUGGGUGUGCACAAAAAUUGCGCGCAAGGAUGUUUGUUAGCCCGAUCUCAUUCUUGACUGCAGAAAAAGACAAAAUGCUCAGUCGAGACCCGGGACUACCCGGGACUUCCCGGGACUAGUCACGAUGUGAGGAAGAGGCAGUUGUGGGCCCAGAAGCCCACUUCCAGCGAGCACAGGCUGAUUUGAAUGUAUAUUCCUCGAAUGCACCUGGCUAUGGAGUAUGGACCCUCCCUAAAAUGUGUACUACUAAAAUGUUAACCCCUCAUCAUCGAUGGAUGUGCAGUCACGACAGGCAGAAAACUCCGAGGAGGACACAGUUUUCCUCUCCUUCUCGCAUCAGUGCGGCAGUCCACAAAGGAUCGCGCGCUCCGCCGAAGGGUCUCCUCUUAGCAACACCUCUGGCUUCUUCGCCAAGCUCUCUGCGUCCCGUUGUCUUCUGGGAGUUUUUUUUUUUUUUUUUUUUUUUUUUUUUUUUCCACCGGUUAUGCCGCGAGGAUGUCGUCGUAUCGCAUCCCCUUUUCAGUCGAUCACAUCGCUGCCCUGACUGGGAAUGCGGCAUUGGUUUACCGAUAUACAUAGUACGUGCAAUGGUUUUGUGAAGAACCAUUGGUGUGCAAAGUGUGCAGAUAUGAGUUUGGUUGGAAGCUUCGGACUUUGGAGCUUUGGAACUUUGGAACUUGGAACUGUGGAACUUUGGAACUUUGGAUGCUUUGGAACUUUGGAACUUGGAACUUUGGAAUUUUGAAUGCUUUGGAACUUUGGGACUUUGGAACGUUGGAACUUUGGAACUUUGAGACUGUGUUGAAGAAUAUGGAGACAAACUAAAUGAUAGAUGCCAGCAGCAGAUUUUGUAGCGGGUGCACGCACUGCACGGGCAUCAUCAUGGAAUAAAAAUAUGCAGUCUAA
Messenger RNA from Chara braunii, 3011 nucleotides. Lineage: Eukaryota; Viridiplantae; Streptophyta; Charophyceae; Charales; Characeae. The record is from the annotation of a GenBank genome assembly.